AAAUAUAGUUGGCCAUGGGGGUUUUGCUAUAAAUUAACACAAGAAGUAAACUGUUUACACAAUCAUAAUUCAUAUCUAAGUUCUAUAGUUGAUUACUGAUAUUGAUUUUACUAAAUCUGAAUCUGAAAUGUCCACUUGUAUGACAAAGAGAAAGACAGUGACAGUUCUAAGCAUCGAUGGAGGUGGCAUUAAAGGUCUAAUUCCCAGCACCCUCCUCGCCUUUCUUGAAUCCAAGCUUCAGGAUUUGGAUGGGCCUGAUGCAAGAAUUGCAGAUUAUUUCAACACAAUUGCUGGAACAAGCACCGGUGGUCUUAUCACCACCAUGCUUACAGCUCCCAACAAAGACAAUCGGCCCAUGUACCAAGCAAAGGACAUCACCACCUUCUAUUUAGAUCACUGCCCUAAGAUUUUCCCUCAGAACAGAGGAAAAAACUUGUUGACAUCAAUAAAAAGUUUGGUUGGUGCUGUCAUGGGGCCAAAAUAUGACGGCAAGUACCUGCGCACAUUGUUGAGUGGUCUGCUUGGUGACCUCACUCUCAAAGACACUCUAACUAAUGUGCUUAUUCCAUCUUUCGAUAUCAAGUACCUUCAGCCUGUCGUCUUCUCCACCAUUGAUGCAAAAGAUCAUCCUUUGAAAAAUGCUAAGCUCUCGGAUACCUGUGUAAGUACCUCUGCUGCUCCUACCUAUCUCCCUGCACACUACUUCGAUGUCAAGGAUGAUGAGGGAAGGACUCGCACUUUUGAUCUCGUCGAUGGAGGGGUUGCUGCAAACAAUCCUACAAUGAUGGCCAUAAGUCACAUAAAUAGAGAGAUGUUGAGGAAAGGCUCGGAUCCGAUGGAUGCGAAGAGGUUGUUAGUGCUAUCGUUGGGCACAGGCACCGCCAAGUUCGAAGAGAAGUACAAUGCAGCCACGGCCUCCAAAUGGGGUUUGAUCAAUUGGGUCUUGCACAAUGGGAACACACCUUUGGUAGACAUUUUCAGCGAUGCGAGUUCUGAUAUGGUUGAUAUUCAUGUGUCCACCCUCUUCCAAUGCAUCCACGCCAAGCACAACUAUCUACGUAUUCAGGAUGACUCAUUGACCGGUGAUGAAGCAUCAGUAGAUAUAGCAACGGAGAAGAAUCUUAUGAGGCUUAUAGAGAUCGGGAAUGCGUUGUUGAAGAAGCCAGUUUCACGGGUGCAGUUGGAUACGGGAAGGUAUGAGAAACCUGAGGUAGAAGAGGGUACCUAUGAAGAAGCACUGAUCAAGUUUUGCCAAAAGGUUAUCAGAAGUAAAGAAGACUGAAAUAUAGAUAUUGCAGAUGUUAAUAAUUUGUUUUUAUGUUUGUCACGUUCAUCAACUCAACUGUGAAUCCUUUGAUUAAAAAAAUAAAAAUAAAGAAUAGUCAUGUUUAAUAAAGAUUGGAGUUUUAGCAUCA
This is a messenger RNA of Malus domestica (apple), 1415 nucleotides long. RefSeq names its product patatin-like protein 2. Gene Ontology annotation, biological process: lipid metabolic process. NCBI's taxonomy places the organism in Eukaryota, Viridiplantae, Streptophyta, Magnoliopsida, Rosales, Rosaceae. Gene Ontology annotation, molecular function: monoacylglycerol lipase activity; glycerophospholipase activity. The record is from RefSeq and is a predicted model, not a curated record.